Messenger RNA from Puccinia graminis f. sp. tritici CRL 75-36-700-3, 730 nucleotides. RefSeq names its product 40S ribosomal protein S25. NCBI's taxonomy places the organism in Eukaryota, Fungi, Basidiomycota, Pucciniomycetes, Pucciniales, Pucciniaceae. The coding region runs from base 69 to 374 and encodes 101 amino acids. The transcript is spliced from 4 exons. Gene Ontology annotation, cellular component: cytosolic small ribosomal subunit. Gene Ontology annotation, molecular function: structural constituent of ribosome. The record is from RefSeq and is a predicted model, not a curated record.
ACUGGCAGACCGUCACUGCCACCAUCCUCAAGUCAGCGAAGGCCGACCCGUAAACCCACCUAUCCACCAUGGCCAAAGCAGUCGCUGCAGCCUCAAGCCACAAGGCCGCCAAGAAGAAAAAAUGGUCAAAGGGAAAAGUCAAAGACAAAGCCAACAACCACGUCGUUUGUGACAAGCCGACUUACGACAAAAUCUUCAAGGAAGUCCCCACCUACAAGAUGAUCUCCCAAUCGGUUUUGAUCGACCGAAUGAAAAUCAACGGAAGUCUCGCCCGUGUCGCCAUUCAGCAUCUCGAGCGUGAGGGUCUGAUCAAGCGUAUCGUCCACCACCGAGGGCAGCUCGUCUACACCCGGGCCACCGCUGCUACUGAGUAGAGACAUGUAACUUCCUCGCCUCUCAUAUGAACCUCUGAGCAAUGUCCACAUGUUAUUCCUUUCUCCAGCCACGGCUAUCGCUUCCUAGUUUUAUGUCGUCGUGAAAUUUCAAACCAGCCUGUCAUAACAUUCAAUCUAUCAGAUGAAUACAAUCCUGAGUAAGAAAGCUCCGAAUCCGUUGGCGCUGGCGAGCGCUUACGACCAGCAGUCAGUAUACCACAAUACCGAGCCGGCUUCGGGCUCUUUGUCCACGCAACAGUCGUACAACCUAGCUGUCGCAUCGGGCAUUCUUUGAAUUGAUAACUGAGAGUAGUGUUUUCAACUUGACUGCUCGGUUAAUGUUAAAAAUCCAAAUG